Saccharomycodes ludwigii is the source of this 939-nucleotide messenger RNA. It is a transcript of the gene GPI2, whose product is annotated as phosphatidylinositol N-acetylglucosaminyltransferase. The record is from RefSeq and is a predicted model, not a curated record. Gene Ontology annotation, cellular component: glycosylphosphatidylinositol-N-acetylglucosaminyltransferase (GPI-GnT) complex; membrane. NCBI's taxonomy places the organism in Eukaryota, Fungi, Ascomycota, Saccharomycetes, Saccharomycodales, Saccharomycodaceae. The transcript has a single exon. The coding region runs from base 1 to 939 and encodes 312 amino acids. Gene Ontology annotation, biological process: GPI anchor biosynthetic process.
AUGACAUGGAAACGUUUAUUAUGGGUUAAACAAGAUUAUCCAGACAAUUAUACAGAUCCAAAUUUUCUUAAAAUUUUGAAUCAAAUCAAAGAACAUAAACAGAAUCAUGCUCCAGCGACAAAACCUACUAGUACUUACAGUUCAACUGUAGUAUUUAGCAAUAUAUAUAUGUUUUUCAAAAAUAUUAUAAAUAUCUCCUUAAUGUAUAUAGUUUUUAUUGAGUUUUAUUACUAUAAAAAUUACAAUCCUGUCCUCAUUACAUCAGUACUAACAACUUUAACUCUACUUUGUAUAUUUUUCAACAACAAAUUGACAAAUAACAACACCAUACCGAUCAAGUCGCCCAUAAUUAUUAUAUUUACUAUGCUAUCGUUAAGCCCAGUUAUUAAAUCAUUAAGUAAAACCACCAGUUCAGAUUCUAUUUGGAAUCUAUCGUUUUGGCUUACAGUUCUGUGUUUGAUUUCAACAAUGCUGAAUGACUCAAACAUUAUCCAAACAAAUUUACUUCUCUCUAACUUUGUUGUUUUAGCUUCUCGUUUGGAAUCGACCACUUUUGUGUUUUGUUUUAUUUUAACAAGUAUUGAAUUGAACAUUUUAUUGCCUUAUUUCCAAAAUUGGUUACUGUUUUUACCAAAACAAAGUCAAGAGGGACAGAAUUCAGUUCAAUUUUUUGUUAGGAGCAGUGUGACCAAACUACUACAGCUUUCACUUUUUUUAAUACUUGAAUUACUGUCUAACGGAACAGUACUUUUGUGGGUCUAUGAUAGAUUUUUUUCACAAACCAUGAACAUUUUUGAAUUUUUAUCAAUUUCAAUAAUCAACAUUGUAUUAUCUUUAGUAGGAUUAACCAGAUAUUUGUGUUAUUGGCAAUCUCAUUAUUAUACAAGGAAUAAAAGGGUAAUAAACAAAUGGGAUAUAGCAAAACCCGUUUUGGAUUGA